Messenger RNA from Gossypium arboreum, 2029 nucleotides. RefSeq names its product E3 ubiquitin-protein ligase RGLG3. Lineage: Eukaryota; Viridiplantae; Streptophyta; Magnoliopsida; Malvales; Malvaceae. The record is from RefSeq and is a predicted model, not a curated record. Bases 391 to 1602 code for a protein of 403 amino acids. The transcript is spliced from 13 exons.
GAUAAUUACUGGACUGUGACAGCAAAUAAUGGAAGUAGUCCUGUAGGACUAGAAUAUUCGGGUGUUGAAACUGAAAUAAGACUAGUGAACCGUCGGACAAGAAAAGAAAAGCCAUGAAAAAUUCUAAAAAAUCGUCAACAAAAGCGUCUUUAUUCAUGAAUAUCGUUUUUUUAUACUCAAACAGAUUUCAAUCCAAUUGAAUCUUCAUCACUGUUCGUUUUUCUUUUCUCUCUCUUAUCAGAAAGUUGGUUAUAAAUUUUAGUUUCUCACCUGAGGCUGAAUUCGUAUAUGCUGGAAUGGAACUCUUUGCAAUGCAAGUUAAUGAAUGAAGCUCUGAGAGAGUAAAUGCUUGAAAAAGAAACUUAAAGGUACCAAUUCCUCACCUCAGGUAUGGGAAAUACAGAAUCAGGAUAUGAUGAUUCGCUUCAAACUGACUUUUGGCAUCAACCUUCUUAUGAACCUUCUUCCCUAGCAGGAAGUUCAAUGGAUCGAAACUAUCAACCCAGGCAGCAAGCCCCGUUUAUACCUGACAAUUUUAGUUCUUUGGAUCAGGUUAUUUCAGCAUUGAGAGAGGCAGGACUUGAAUCAUCCAAUUUAAUACUUGGUGUUGACUUCACUAAGAGCAAUGAAUGGACAGGGCGGUAUUCAUUCAACAGAAGAAGCCUUCAUGCUAUUGGGAGCUCACCUAAUCCUUAUGAGCAAGCAAUAUCUAUAAUUGGUCGUACUUUAUCUCCUUUUGAUGAAGAUAAUUUAAUACCUUGUUUUGGUUUUGGUGAUGCAUCAACGCAUGAUAAAUACGUUUUCAGCUUUUAUCCUGAUCACCGACCUUGUCAUGGUUUUGAGGAAGCUCUUGCACGGUAUAAAGAGAUUGUUCCGCACAUAAAGUUGGCAGGUCCAACUUCAUUUGCUCCAAUUAUUAAUGCUUCUAUUGACAUCGUGGAUAGCAGUAAUGGACAGUACCAUGUUCUUGUCAUCAUUGCAGAUGGACAGGUUACAAGGAACCCUGAUGUACCGCGUGGAAGGCUUAGUCCACAAGAACAAGAAACUGUAGAUUCCAUCGUUGCUGCUAGUCAUUAUCCUCUCUCGAUUAUUUUGAUUGGAGUGGGGGAUGGACCAUGGGAUUCAAUGCAACAAUUUGAUGAUAAUAUUCCACAUCGUGCCUUUGACAACUUCCAGUUUGUCAACUUCACAAAAAUCAUGUCUGAGAAUACAGAAACGUCAAAGAAAGAAGCAGCCUUUGCUCUUGCUGCUCUCAUGGAAAUUCCGUAUCAGUACAGAGCUACCCUGAGUAUUCGUUUUGAUAAUAGAGAACUAGAACGUGGACUUGCAAGACCACUUCCGCCUCCACGAGAAGUGAUCGAACAUGAUAAUUCCAUUCGAUCGAUCCCACACAUGACUAAUUAUGAAACAGUGCAGCCAACAGCCCCUGCAGAACCUGUAAUAAGUUCUGCAGUAGAACCGGUUUGUGCUAUCUGCUUGGUAAACCCAAAAGACAUGGCUUUUGGGUGUGGUCACAUGACUUGCAAGGACUGUGGGGCGACAAUUUCAUCAUGUCCGAUGUGCCGGCAGCCAAUAACGACACGCCUGAGACUGUAUACCUAAUUGGGAGCUGAUUUCUGGUUCUGUUGAGUGCUGUGAAGCCUAUUCAGGACAGGACCCUUUACAAAAUCUCAGUCAUUAUACAAUAUGCAUAAAGUCCAGUUUUAUUUCUAUUAGAGAUUCUCAAAUCCAAAGGUGGCCAUGUUACUGAACUGGUCAACUUUUUUUUUUUUUUACAAAGGGUUUGCAUUGGACUAUUUUGCUCCCGCAAAGUUCUUUGCGUUGUUUGAAUAAAGUAUUUGUAUUUGGAAUGUGCAUUGCAACUUGCCAGGUGCAGAGGUUACGGGAAAAAAUGGAAAAUUAUUGCAUACACAAGUGGUGGUGAGGGAAGGGGGAUAAAUUAUUAAAUGGAUGUACAUAAUCCAUUUGUUGUGAAGUUAAAACACCGAGCCCUUAAAUCAAAAUGACUAUAUGGUUUGAGGUUUUAUAA